Messenger RNA from Austrofundulus limnaeus, 4443 nucleotides. It is a transcript of the gene hipk1a, whose product is annotated as homeodomain interacting protein kinase 1a. Lineage: Eukaryota; Metazoa; Chordata; Actinopteri; Cyprinodontiformes; Rivulidae. The transcript is spliced from 16 exons. The coding region runs from base 337 to 3618 and encodes 1093 amino acids. Gene Ontology annotation, cellular component: nucleus; PML body; cytoplasm. Gene Ontology annotation, biological process: peptidyl-serine phosphorylation; peptidyl-threonine phosphorylation; intrinsic apoptotic signaling pathway in response to DNA damage by p53 class mediator. Gene Ontology annotation, molecular function: ATP binding; protein tyrosine kinase activity; protein serine/threonine kinase activity. The record is from RefSeq and is a predicted model, not a curated record.
CAUCACGGCUGCAGAGGAAGCGGGGGUCGCGGAGCGGAGCGGCGGCCCGGGAGGAUGGAGCUGUGCUCAGGCAGCCACACUGCUCCUCCCGACAUCUGACGGUUCGACCGUCACCGUGGACGUUGUGCUCGCUCGACGUGCCGUCCUGCGGCCCGGACUCAGAUAUGACCCGGGUUCUGUACGCAAGCUAGCCGGCCGGGUGUUAGCUUAGCUAGCUCGUUUGUUGCACCGCUGCGGGCAGCGGGUGUUGGAGCUCAGCUGGUCCGCUGCAGCGUCACCAUGGUGCGGCCGUAGAUGUCAGACUGGCGACGGUGAUCUCUGUCCAAACAUCCAGACAUGGCAUCGCAGCUGCAGGUGUUUUCCUCCCCCUCCGUGUCCUCCAGUGCCUACUCUCGUUCAAAGAGGCUUAAAGUAGAGAACCCUGCCUGGGAUGUGGCCAAUCAGCUGGCAGAAAACAGCUACUAUCAGCACAGCCCGUCUCAGGGAGUCGUACCCUCCACCUCCGGCUCCAACUUUGGCCCGGUCUACGACUCCAACCAGKCGCACCCGCCUGUGUCCGGUUCCCGGGAGCAGACGGUGGUGCGGGCAGCGGACAGCACAGGGAGCCUUCGUGGACCUCCUUCCUCCACUUCCUCUAACUCCUCCGCCUCCUCCAGCCGACGCGUCAAGRAUGCGGAGUCGUCCUCGCAGCCCUGCGAGCUCUACCACAAGCAGUACAGCUUGAAGAGGAAGAGCGAGGAGGUGGACAGCAGCGAUAGCGUCCAGAUACUGGAAGAGCUCUCGGCCCCCGUGGUGUCAAACCGAGCAGGCGGCGGAGGGGGGACCACCACAGCUCAGUCCAUAGCACACUCCGCCUCCACCACCAAGAGCAGCACCUCCCACAGCGAGGGCGACUAUCAGCUGGUCCAGCAUGAGAUCCUGUGCUGCAUGUCCAACAGCUACGAGGUGCUGGAGUUUCUGGGGCGCGGCACCUUCGGCCAGGUGGCAAAAUGUUGGAAGCGAGGCACAAAUGAGAUUGUGGCGAUUAAAAUCUUGAAGAACCAUCCUUCGUAUGCUCGACAGGGGCAAAUUGAGGUGAGCAUCCUCAGCAGGCUGAGCACAGAGAACGCUGACGAGUUCAACUUUGUCCGCUCCUACGAGUGUUUUCAGCACAAGAACCACACGUGCCUUGUGUUUGAGAUGCUGGAGCAGAACUUGUACGACUUCCUGAAGCACAGCAAGUUCAGCCCUCUGACCCUAAAAUGCAUCAGGCCCAUCCUGCAGCAGGUGGCCACGGCUCUGAUGAAGCUAAAGAGCCUGGGCUUGAUCCACGCCGACCUGAAGCCUGAGAACAUCAUGCUGGUAGACCCUCUGAGGCAGCCAUACAGGGUGAAGGUCAUAGAUUUUGGCUCUGCUAGUCAUGUGUCCAAAGCCGUUUGCUCCACCUACCUGCAGUCACGAUAUUACAGAGCUCCAGAGAUCAUUCUGGGUCUGCCUUUCUGCGAAGCCAUCGACAUGUGGUCUCUGGGCUGCGUUAUAGCUGAGCUGUUCUUGGGGUGGCCCCUGUACCCCGGUGCCUCAGAGUACGAUCAGAUCCGGUACAUUUCCCAGACUCAGGGCCUYCCAGCAGAGUACCUGCUGAGUGCAGGAACCAAGACCAGCCGCUUUUUCAACAGAGGCCCUGACUCCAGCUACCCGCUCUGGAGACUGAAAACUCCUGCAGAGCACGAGGCAGAGAUGGGCAUCAAGUCAAAGGAGGCAAGAAAAUACAUCUUUAACUGUCUGGAUGAUAUGAUGCAGGUGAACAUGAUCAACCUGGAGGGCACCGACAUCCUGGCAGAGAAGGCCGACAGACGAGAGUUCAUAGACCUGCUGAAGAAGAUGCUGACGCUGGACGCCGACAAGAGGAUCACGCCCAUGAAGACCCUGAACCAUCCUUUUGUCACCAUGACGCACCUGCUGCACUUCCCCCACAGCUCCCACGUGAAGUCUUGCUUCCAGAACAUGGACAUAUGCAAGCGUAGAUGCAGCGCCUUUGAGAAUGGGAAGAACAUGUUUGCCAGCAGCAACACGCCAAGUGCAGCCGCCAACCUGACGGUGACUUUCAGCAGCCAGCUGAACCAACACAACCAGAUGUCCUCUGCAGGAGGUCAGUCCCUGUCCCUCAGCAGUAACGUCCCCCUGCUGAACUACCAGCCCGGCCUCUACCAGCAGGCCACCAUCAACAUCCCUGGUCUGACCCAGCAGGGCGUUCCUCUGCAGACCAGACCGGCCCAGCUCUGUGCCCAGACCGAACCCUUCCAGCAGACGCUCAUCGUUUGUCCUCCGACCAUCCAGGGCCUUCAGACCACCAACAAACCACCUGCUUAUCCAAUGAGAAUGGACAACUCUGUCCCUUUAAUUGCUCAGAACCAAUCCUCCCAGUCUCUUCACAUCCAGCCCAGUAUGCUGGCUCAGCAGGGCUGGCCAGCAGGAACACAGCAGAUCCUCAUCCCGUCCACAUGGCAGCAGAUGCCGGGCGUGUCCCUCCACAAUCCCAGCCAGGCCGUGGUACCGGAGUCACCCAUGGGUGCUCCGGUGCCGGACCCUCAACAAGCUCCAGGGUGGAGAGGUCGCCAUGGCAACCAGUUUGAUGGGAUCAACCAGCAGGACUCCGGUGUGAGCCGUCACGCCGCCGCCCACAAUCACGGCUCAGGAGCGCCUCAAACACGAUCGCAGCAGGGCAAGAGGUCAAAGGUUCAACAGGGUGACGGCAGAGCCAGGCCUGCAGCAUCAGUGGCGUCAGCCACCACUGUGGUCCACAGCACCUCUUCACUUGGUGACCAGUCUCAGCCAAUCAUCAUCUCUGACACGCCCAGUCCCGCCGUCAGCAUCAUCACCAUCCACAGUGACUCAGAGGAUGAGGACCAGGCCCAGGUGUCGGCUGCCAGCUCUGGAACCAGUCAGAGACCCAACGUCAUCAGCUGUGUGACGGUUCACGACUCUCAUGACUCGGACUCCUCCACCAGCAGCCCCUUGAGCCCCCGGACCACCUCACAUCCCACCAAGACUCGAGCUGUCAUCGUGCCCUCUGUGAAGCUUCAGCCUGCAGAGGGCGCUGCCAACAAGACUGCAGCAGCCACAGAUGAAGCUGUAAGCAGCUCUGGAAAGCUGAAGAAGGUGUCUGUUCAAUCGUCAGGUUGGUCAGGAGACUCCACCGCUGAUCGUCCUCACAGAGCUGCAUCCAGCAGGUCUCAGCCUCUCAACCUGAGUCAGGUGCAGCCCUCCGUGGUUCCACCCUCCCACAGCCAAUCAGGAAGCAGCGGUUCUCUGAGGCGACAGCCCACAUACCCCCCACCAGUCUCCUCCCACUCCUCCUACCGCCUCCACGAGAGCGCCCUGUUCAGCUCCGCUCCCAACUUGUACGCCUACCCGGCCUCCGCCGCCCUGGCCUCCGUGUCCCAGGCCGUGGACCAGAUGCAGAGCGGUCCGUCCCGACACGGCAGACCCAGUGGAGCCUACUCAUCCCUGGCUCUACUGCAGAAGAACGGGAGCUUAACCCUGGGAGGGUCUGUCUCCGGACAGUUCAGCACCCAGCAGCAGGCUUUUCACCGCUCCACUUAUCAGAGAAAACUUAACCAGUAUCCUGCCUACCUGUGAAGGUGAGCGGCUCUGCUCCAAGAUGAGCACAAGCUCCACCCGGGCGUCUCUGAAGCUCCACCCGGGCGUCCCUCAUCAGCCUCAGAAUGGUUUGGUUUUAAUCAUGAUCUGUUUUUAUUUAAAUCAGUCCGUUCUUCUGCAGCAUCUCAGCACAUGACGAGGCUCUUAUUAAACAUCAGUUGUAGUUCUCAGCUCAACCUGAAGCUCAGCUGACAUCAUGGAGGACCUGAAAACUCUUUUAUGUUGAGGUUUUUUAACUGUCAUUCUAAGUUCAUUCAUCAGAGAAAUUCCCUGAUUUUAUUUAAAACAGAAACUUUUGCUGCUAGUUUUUUUUAACGUUUCUCUGACUGCUUUAAAUCUAGACUUUUCCAUAAACAAGGCCUCAUCAGGACCGUUUGCUGUCAGCUCCUUGUGUUCAGUUGUAUUCAUACUUUAAUAAUGAAAGUCUGAACUUGAUUGUGAAUUAAAGUGACGUUCUGUUUGUUGUAAAGCUGUGUCACUGUUUUCAGUCCUCUGAGGACCUCUUCUAUUUAUAUGUUCAGUGUGUCCAACUCCAGGAAUCGUUUUAGUUUGAAACUUCCUGUUAGGUUGUGUCUCAGACUGAGGAGACGUUUAUAGCAUAUAAACUUAAUAUUCUGGAAAAAUAUUAAACUUCUUGUCUUGUGAUGUUUGUGAAGUAAAACGUGCACAAAAGAUCCAGCAGCGUGUCUCUUGGAUAUAAUUCAGGGUGUUAGUGAUGAGUAGAAAUAUGAAUUGUUGUGAAGUCUACAGUAGAGAACACAGUCAACCUUCACUCAUCAAUAUGCAAUAAAGUCUUGAAGAAAA